AUGACUACUUUAUUUAGAAGCAGCAAUACCUUCGAUCCUACGGAGGAUGUCCCCGAUCUUUCGGGCAAGGUCUUCGUUGUAACAGGCGGAUCUGCUGGCAUAGGCUUCGGCAUCUGUGCUCACAUCCUUCAGCACAACCCGCUUGCCCUCUACCUUCUCGGCAAGAAACAGGAGCAUAUCCAAGAAGCCGAAGAUGAGCUUAAGAAAUAUGGCGACGUUUCAAAGAUCCACUCCAUCCAGAUCGAACUCGAAGAUUUGAAGCAGACCGAUCAGGUAGCAAAGAAAUUGGCCGCAGAACUCCCCAGGCUCGACGCGCUGAUCUGCAAUGCCGGUCUUGGUGUUGGAGACUACAACCUGACCAAGGAUGGCAUCGAUAGUCACAUGCAGGUGAAUUUCAUCUCACAGUUCCACCUCACCCAGACUCUGCUACCUCUGCUGCAACGCACACCCAACUCUCGGCUGGUCAUGCAAUCUUCGGACCUUCACCGUGGGAUCAGUGAUGUCAAGUUCGAGUCGUUGGACGAGCUGAAUAAGGACAUCGGCCCGAUGAUGCUUUACAACAGGACAAAACUCGCCCAGGUUCUGUACAUCCGAGAAUUGGCUGAUCGCAAAAAGAAAGCCCAGCUUGGCUUCGACGCCGAGAAAACUGCUGGACCGUUCAUGAAUGCCGUACAUCCUGGUGGCAUUAAGACCGACCAACAGAAGCAGGCUGUCGAUGCUUAUGGUGUCAUGGGGAAGAUCGGAGUUGCGGUUGUGAAGCCGUUCUUAAAGGAUCCCCUCGAUGAUGGCUGCCGUCCGGCACUCUUCGCAGCAACCAGCGAGGACGUCAUCAAAGAAAUGAUUCAGGGAGAAUACAUUGUUCCUGAUCGCAAAGUGACCACGCCGUCCAGUCAGGCCUGUGACCGGAAACUUGGCGAGAAUCUAUGGGGGCUGACGGAGAAGAUCAUUGUGAGCAAGCUAGGCUCUGUCCCAUACAAACUUCAGUUUGCUUAG
This is a messenger RNA of Aureobasidium subglaciale EXF-2481, 993 nucleotides long. RefSeq lists its product as uncharacterized. The transcript has 3 exons. NCBI's taxonomy places the organism in Eukaryota, Fungi, Ascomycota, Dothideomycetes, Dothideales, Saccotheciaceae. Bases 1 to 993 code for a protein of 330 amino acids. The record is from RefSeq and is a predicted model, not a curated record.